ACAAAACUGGGGGGGGUUGCACUUUUUUCUUUUUAAGAGGGGUUUUGUGUCUACUUUUGACCAAUAUCUGUGGUUUUGUUUCUAGAUUCCCACUGGAAAUCCAUUAUAUGAAUCUUAUUACAAGCAGGUAGACCCGACAUACACAGGGCGAGUUGGAGCGAGUGAAGCUGCACUUUUCCUGAAGAAGUCUGGGCUCUCAGACAUUAUCCUUGGGAAGAUAUGGGACUUGGCCGACCCAGAAGGGUUUCUAUGUUGCACUGAGACUAGUGGCCUGUGCACAGAGCGGCCACGAAGUUACCUUGAGCAAUCUGAAUUUGAACAUGCCGCCACCUAAAUUUCAUGACACCAGCAGCCCUCUGAUGGUCACGCCGCCUUCCGCAGAGGCCCACUGGGCUGUGAGGGUAGAAGAAAAGGCAAAAUUUGAUGGAAUUUUUGAAAGCCUCUUACCCAUCAACGGUUUGCUCUCUGGAGACAAAGUCAAGCCAGUCCUCAUGAACUCAAAGCUGCCUCUUGAUGUCCUGGGCAGGGUCUGGGACCUCAGUGACAUCGACAAGGACGGGCACCUGGACAGAGAUGAGUUUGCUGUGGCAAUGCACUUGGUGUACCGAGCCCUUGAGAAGGAGCCAGUGCCCUCCGUCCUGCCACCAUCCCUCAUCCCGCCGUCCAAGAGGAAGAAGACGGUGUUCCCGGGCGCCGUGCCUGUCCUGCCCGCCAGCCCCCCACCGAAGGACAGCCUCCGCUCCACGCCUUCUCACGGCAGCGUCAGCAGCUUGAACAGCACUGGAAGCUUGUCUCCCAAGCAUAGUAUCAAGCAAACACAGCCAACAGUAAACUGGGUGGUGCCAGUGGCAGACAAGAUGCGAUUUGACGAGAUAUUCCUGAAGACCGACCUGGACCUGGACGGCUAUGUGAGCGGCCAGGAGGUGAAGGAGAUCUUCAUGCACUCGGGUCUCACCCAGAACCUUCUAGCACACAUAUGGGCCCUGGCCGAUACGAGGCAAACGGGGAAGUUAAGCAAAGACCAAUUCGCGUUAGCUAUGUAUUUCAUUCAGCAGAAGGUCAGUAAAGGCAUCGACCCUCCUCAAGUCCUCUCACCGGACAUGGUCCCGCCAUCAGAGAGAGGCACACCCAUCCCGGACAGUUCGAGUUCUCUUGGAUCAGGGGAGUUUACUGGUGUGAAGGAACUGGACGAUAUCAGUCAAGAGAUUGCCCAGUUACAAAGGGAGAAAUACUCACUGGAACAAGACAUUAGAGAAAAAGAAGAGGCAAUCAGACAGAAAACCAAUGAAGUACAGGAAUUACAAAAUGAUUUAGACCGGGAAACAAGCAGUUUGCAAGAGCUGGAAGCUCAGAAACAGGACGCCCAAGACCGCCUGGACGAAAUGGACCAGCAGAAGGCCAAGCUCCGAGACAUGCUGAGUGACGUCAGGCAGAAGUGCCAGGACGAGACCCAGAUGAUUUCUUCGCUGAAGACGCAGAUCCAGUCUCAGGAGUCCGACCUCAAGUCCCAGGAGGACGACCUGAACCGGGCCAAAUCUGAGCUGAGCCGACUGCAGCAGGAGGAGACGCAGCUGGAGCAGAGCAUUCAGGCCGGGAAAGUUCAACUGGAAACCAUCAUCAAGUCCCUGAAAUCCACGCAAGAUGAGAUCAACCAGGCAAGAAGCAAGCUUUCCCAGCUGCAUGAAAGCCACCAGGAAGCCCACAGGAGUCUGGAGCAGUACGACGAGGUGCUGGACGGGGCCCACGGCGCCAGCCUGACCAACCUAGCAGACCUGAGCGAGGGCGUCUCCCUGACAGAGAGGGGCGGCUUUGGAGCCAUGGAUGAUCCUUUCAAAAAUAAAGCCUUGUUAUUUAGCAACAACGCCCAGGAAUUGCAUCCGGAUCCUUUCCAGGCAGAAGACCCCUUCAAAUCUGACCCAUUUAAAGGAGCCGAUCCCUUCAAAGGUGACCCGUUCCAGAGUGAUCCCUUUGCUGAACAACAGACAGCUUCAACAGAUCCUUUCGGAGGGGAUCCUUUCAAAGAAAGCGACCCAUUCCGUAGCUCUGCCCCUGACGACUUCUUUAAGAAACAGACAAAGAAUGACCCAUUUACCUCAGACCCAUUCACGAAAAACCCUUCCUUACCUUCAAAGCUUGACCCCUUUGAAUCCAGUGACCCUUUCUCAUCCUCCAGUGUCUCCUCAAAAGGAUCAGGUCCCUUUGGAACCUUAGAUCCCUUCGGAAGUGGGUCCUUCAAUAGUGCUGAGGGCUUUGCCGACUUCAGCCAGAUGUCCAAGCCCCCAACUUCUGGCCCUUUCACCUCCUCCUUUGGAGGGGCAGGAUUCUCAGAUGACCCCUUUAAAAGUAAACAGGAUACUCCUGCUCUGCCUCCGAAGAAACCUGCUCCUCCGCGGCCCAAACCGCCCAGCGGUAAAAGCACACCCGUAAGCCAGCUUGGUUCUGCAGAAUUUCCCGAGGCCCCCGAUCCAUUCCAGCCACUUGGGGCUGACAGCAGUGACCCGUUCCAAAAUAAAAAGGGGUUUGGGGACCCGUUUAGUGGAAAAGAUCCAUUUGCUCCUUCCUCUUCAGCUAAACCUUCUAAAGCCUCUUCCUUGGGCUUUGCAGACUUCACCUCUGUAAGUUGAGUUCUCCACCUCCGCGCCAUCCCCUACCCUCCCUCCGCUUGCAGCUUCUUCGGGGUUACUUUUCUGUCUCUUUUGAAUAGCAGACCUCCUUCCCGGCUCACAUCUCCUCGGUACCUCACGCUAUCACCCUUGUUAUUUAUUCUGUAAGGAAAACAGUUUCUCAAUAAAAAAAAAGAGCUCUGGUUUGGAUACUCUGUGAUAAGGGCGCGUUUUCUUCUGGCAGGGUGGCCCGUAUGCCUGUAUUUCUGCCCUUCCUGGUAGAUUGUGUUAUUUCUGUUGCCCUGAGGCUGCGGUGUUCAUUGAUUUUGACACCGCAGGGGUGGGGGGGAGCCAAGAUGUCAGAUGCUUCUGAAGUAUGACAACAAGAUUGCAGGAGUUGCAUUCGUGUUUUGCUGUCCUCAAAAAAGUCCCUGUGCCAGAGUUCUGAUGGUCCCAUCCUGGUGCCUUUUGUGCAGCAAGUGUGAAUUGAAGGACCCAGGCAGCUCACACGGAGGGAGAGCAAUUUGACUUUUUAAAACUUUUAUCUCAAUUACCAGCUACGAUGAAAACUGAAUUGCAAUUUAGAACAAGCGCUCUGAAGUUCCUUCCUUUUGCCAGAAAAAAAAAGAAAAAAAAACCAACUCAGAAAGUCAUUAAGCAGCGUUAAGUGCCUUUUCAGAAGCUAAUCCGGGGAUUUUGAAAGUCUGGCUUUGUUUCUUGGUGUGAAAAAAAGAUUCCAGAUUGUAAAACUGUCACAUCAGGGUGUUUUCAGUCCCCUCCUCGGUACCCGUGAGUCUUGUUCUCAGAGAGCAUCAGAUAGUGUCUUCUCAGAAUCAGUUUCAGUCUCUGUUGUGCACCUAUGUUUUUUAAAAAAAAAAAAGUUUUCUUCACUUGAUUUUGCAAAAGUACCUUGUUUCCUCAUUGGAUGUGAGAUGUAUUGUUUAUAGAUGCUUCCACUCCUAGAAUAUCCGUUUUAGAACAAACUCUGCCACAUCAGUGCCCAGCAAACACCCGCUUCAUUUCAGAUCCACCCCGUGCACAGCUAUCCUGUGGCUGAUUGGUAUCGCCCAAGACGGUGACACUUUCCUGGCUCUGGGCAACCUGUAAAUAUUUUAUGACUACAGUUAGCUGGUUUUGUUGACAGCCAGUGCACACUGGAUAUAUACAAAUGGCAACAUUGUUAAAUAAAAGCCAGAUACAAAACCUGCUUUAUCUGCAGUUUCUUGAAUAGCGCUGCCUUUAUUUUUCAGUGGAAAAAUAUUGAACCCCAUGAAAAAAAUAGAGCUAUUCACGCCUGAUUCAGGUGGGGUAGGGCGGAAGGGUAAGUGGAUUUGAACGGCAAUUUGAAGAAAAGACUGUUCUCUUUCUGAAAUGCACUUUCUGAAACGCACAGUUCUGUUUCCUGUGCCCCUCCACCCCCUGCCCCUUCCCCCUCCCUCUCCCUCUCCCGAUGGCUGGUUUUUAGAAAACAUUUUUUUUUAAACCCCAAGGCUUCAAGCUAUCAUUUGGCCCAACAUAUCUGGCCAUUCCAGAACAGUUGUUAACUUCAACUUUAAAACACCCCUGGUAUUUAAUCGCCGUCAAUUCCAGGCAAGGAAUUGGAUUCUGCCCAGUGUACAGCCUGGCUGUUUUAUGUUUAGAAUCACUUUUCCCGCUUGGGACGCCCCAGUUUUUCCAGGGGAAAAUCACCUGAUCAGGAGACUUGGCCCACUCUGAUAGGAUUUGGGAGAGGCAGGACACCUGACUGGUUUGGUUUGUCCCCCUCGGUGAUACCAUGAUUGACUGUCAACUGCCCUACCUCCGGGGAUCAGGAUGUCUGUGCAUUUUCAUGGUGUCUGGGAGCUCCAUCCAUUGGCUGGUGGUGUCUAGGUUCACUGGACCUCAAAGAUCUGUGCUAAUUCGGAAAAGGCCAGAGUUGUUUCCUCUGGUUUGUGUAUUUCAGCUUCCCCAGGUAGACGCUGAGAGGUCUCUGCCCAGCAGGCUGGCAGUGUGACUCUCAGACUGGAUGUUCUAAGAGUGCCACUGGGACACAUUGUUACCUGUGCGAAAGCAGCUUGGUCCGUGUUGGAGUUCAGGGAAGCCAGUGUCACAUGUGAACCAAACCCCACCCCCAUCCUUGGCGCCCCAGCUCUGCCACCCUGGAACCUUCUGAUUUACAAGCCCCGUGUUUCUGUCAAUGGGUUACUGUUGUGCUUGUAGCUGUUCACGGGAAACCUCUCCAGUAUUUCUUUUAGAA
Messenger RNA from Vicugna pacos (alpaca), 4839 nucleotides. Lineage: Eukaryota; Metazoa; Chordata; Mammalia; Artiodactyla; Camelidae. The record is from RefSeq and is a predicted model, not a curated record.